GAAAUGGGGUGUCCACAUAAUCGAUAAUCGAUAUCUCCCGUCGUUGUGGUGGUUACAAGAGUAAGACGACUGACCAUUUCCGUACCUUCUCCCCACCCAACUCAAUUGUCAUGCUGUCUGCCUCACUGCUUCAACCUGGUUUUUCAAUUACAAAUAGACUUAACAAUCAAGAAAGUAUGGAGGCAGCAGAAGUGGCAGCAGAAGCGGCACCAGUUCCCUCGGAGUCAUUCAAGGACCAGAUUUCCAAAUACAAAACCAUGAUGACUGCAGCAUACAAAAGCAAACCAAUUCCUUAUUGGAUACUUCUUAUUCUUGGAAUCAUUGCAAUGGUAGUGGCAUUUCCUGCUUCCAGCAUUCUAUCUCGUGUUUAUUACGAAAACGGCGGACAGAGCAAGUGGAUCAUAUCUUGGGUAGCUGUUGCCGGAUGGCCUUUAAUUGCCGUAAUACUGUUUCCUACAUACUUCAUUACUAAAACCUUUCCUACUCCUCUCAACUUAAAACUGUUUCUGUCUUACAUUAUUUUGGGUUUUCUAAGUGCUGCUGAUAACCUAAUGUAUGCUUAUGCCUAUGCUUACCUACCUGCGUCGACUGCUGCUCUUGUCGCAUCAUCAUCCCUUGUGUUUUCAGCACUUUUUGGAUACAUUCUCGUAAAAAACCGAAUGAAUGCUUCUAUAAUAAAUGCCCUUUUUGUCAUAACUGCUGGAUUGACCAUCAUUGCUUUGGAUUCAAGUUCAGACAGAUAUGAUAAUAUUACCGACAAACAAUACAUCAUGGGAUUAGUAUGGGAUGUUUUAGCUUCUGCUCUUCACGGCCUUAUUUUCGCCCUCUCCGAGCUGAUUUUCGUCAAGUUACUCGGAAGACGAUCGUUCAUCGUUGUUUUAGAGCAGCAAAUCAUGGUUUCAUUAUUUGCAUUUCUGUUUACCAGUUUAGGGACAUUUGUAAGUGGUGAUUUUCAAGCAAUGACAUCCGAGGCUACUAGUUUCAAAGGCGGUAAAAGUGCUUAUUAUCAAGUUCUAGUUUGGAGUGCAGUAACAUUUCAGUUGGGGGUUUUAGGAGCAACUGCUGUAAUUUUCUUGGCUUCAACUGUUCUAGCUGGUGUACUCAAUGCAAUUAGAACACCAAUAACAAGCAUUGCAGCUGUUAUACUGUUGCAUGAUCCAAUGAGUGGCUUCAAGAUCCUCUCUCUGGUGAUUACCUUUUGGGGGUUUGGCUCAUAUAUUUAUGGAAGUUCAAUGGACGAUAAUCAAUCAUAAGAAUUAGUCUCUACAUUGGUUUGCCUCCAUUCAUAUUCGCUUCUAAAGUUCUAAGGUAAUACUAUGAGACAACAUUUGAGUUGUUUGUAUAUUAAAUGUGUAUAUUAAUUUUAAUUCUCUUUCUCAAAAUUGAGAAUGUAUCUUAGGCUAUGUUUGGAUUGAUAGAAUAUGAUGAAGUGAAAUAGAACGGAACGGCAUAAAAUUAGAUGCCAUUGUUUAGAAUUUUUAAAACUGGACUGAGUGGUAUGGAAUAAGAUGGAAUCCAUCCCACACCAUUCUUUCCUCUUAUUUUUCAUUCCAUCCAAUUUGGAGGCUAAUCAAUGAAAUGAAACAUAUAAAUUAAAUAGUUACUAUUUUGCGUUUUA
This is a messenger RNA of Trifolium pratense (red clover), 1618 nucleotides long. RefSeq names its product probable purine permease 5. Gene Ontology annotation, molecular function: purine nucleoside transmembrane transporter activity. The transcript has 3 exons. Gene Ontology annotation, cellular component: membrane. Lineage: Eukaryota; Viridiplantae; Streptophyta; Magnoliopsida; Fabales; Fabaceae. The record is from RefSeq and is a predicted model, not a curated record. Bases 111 to 1253 code for a protein of 380 amino acids.